Molecule: messenger RNA, 1993 nt
Organism: Zingiber officinale
Lineage: Eukaryota; Viridiplantae; Streptophyta; Magnoliopsida; Zingiberales; Zingiberaceae
Product: pentatricopeptide repeat-containing protein At3g47530-like
Exons: 1
Coding region: 45-1925 (626 amino acids)
Biological process (GO): RNA modification
Molecular function (GO): zinc ion binding; RNA binding; protein binding
Source: RefSeq, a predicted model, not a curated record
GGAGGGAGAAAACAAACGGACCAAUUCCAGUCAUUUCUCCUUCCAUGGCUCUAUCUCGUUUCCUACGGCCCAAGAACAGGCCCCUUGUCCACCACCGUCCCCUUCCUCCGAUCCUCUGUCUCCUCAAUCGCCGGUGCUCCGACCUAUCGCCGCUGGGUCACCAACCCGACCGCAGAUCCCCACCCGCCGCCUCCAGUGACUGCAUCCGCCUCAUCAAAUCCUGCUCCACCAAAUCCCGUCUCCUGCAAAUCCACGCGCACCUUCUCCGCUCCGGCCUCAUCAGUGACCCCACCGUCUCCACCGCCUUCCUCUCCCGCGCGACCCUCGCCCCCGUGUCCGACCUCGACUACACCCGGCUCGUCUUCCGUCAAAUCCCGCGGCCCAACGUCUACCAGUGCAACGCCCUCUUGAGGGGCUACGCCGAGAGCCUCUCCAACGCGGAGACUCUUACCUUCUACAACCGCAUGCGCGAGCUCGGCGUCCGUGGCAACUCUUUCUCCUUUUCCUUCCUUCUCAAGUCCUGCGCGAGCAUCCGCUCCUUGCCCGGCGGCUGGCAGGUGCAUUGCAGAGUCAUUCGCGACGGCCACCAAGCCGAUUCUGUCCUGCUCACUUCCUUGAUGGCGCUGUAUGCUUCGUGCAAGGAGUGCGACGAUGCCCGCCGGAUGUUCGACGAAAUGCCCUUUAGAGAUACCGUGGCAUGGAAUGUUUUGAUUUCUUGCUACGCUGACAACAGCAGAAGUAAGGAUGCAUUGCACCUGUUCGACAUAAUGCUGAGUUCAGAAAAUAGACUGGAGCCAGACGAUGUCACUUGCCUGAUUUUGCUCCAAGUGUGUGGGCAAUUGGGGGCCCUUGAUUUUGGGGAGCGCAUUCACCAGUAUGCUUCUCGACAUGGUUACGAUCUCACUCUGACCGUGCAGAAUUCUCUCAUUGCAAUGUAUUCGAAAUGUGGAUGCAUGGACAAAGCUUGUGAUGUGUUUCAUGCAAUUUCACAUAAAACUGUUGUGAGCUGGAGUGCGAUGAUCUCAGGGUUGGCAAUGAAUGGGUAUGCGAGGGAUGCUAUUGAUGCAUUUGGAGCAAUGCAAAAUGCUGGUGUUACUCCUGAUGAGCACACUUUUACUGGAGUUCUUUCAGCUUGUAGCCACAGUGGAUUUGUUGAUGAGGGGUGGAGCUUCUUUGACAUGAUGAGAGACAAGUAUCGAAUAUCUCCAAACGUAUGCCACUAUGGGUGCAUGGUUGAUCUUUUGGGCCGUGCUGGUUUGCUUGAUCAAGCUUAUGAACUCAUAGCAAAGGAGAAAUGUGUUAGGUUGGAUGCUAGAGCCUGGAGGACCCUUCUUGGAGCUUGCAGGAUUCAUGGCAACACCGAACUUGGGGAACGCAUAAUAGAGCAUCUCGUUGAGUUAAAAGCACAAGAAGCUGGGGACUAUGUCCUGCUACUGAAUACCUAUGCAUUUGCUGGUAAUUGGGAUAGGGUAGCAGAAGUGAGGAAGUUGAUGAAGGAUGAGGGGAUUCAAACAAGUCCCGGUUGCAGCACUAUAGAAUUGAAUGGAAAGGUUCAUGAGUUCGUAGUAGAUGAUGAUUCACAUCCCCGAAAGGGAGAGGUUUAUCGGAUGCUUGGUGAGAUAACUAGUCAGUUGAAGAAAGCUGGUUAUGUCCCAAAUGUUUCAUCUGAGUUGCAUGAUAUGGAUAUGGAGGAUAAAGGAAGUGCACUCUCUUGUCACAGUGAAAAAUUAGCCAUAGCUUUUGGUAUCCUCUCAACACGUCCGGGUAGGACAUUAAGGAUUGCAAAGAAUCUCCGAACUUGUGUCGAUUGCCACAACUUUGCAAAAUUUGUAUCCUUUACAUAUAACAGGCUAGUGAUUUUUAGGGACCGGAGUCGAUUCCACCAUUUCAAAGAUGGUCACUGCUCAUGUAAUGAUUAUUGGUAGAGACUGAGAGGCUUUUGCUGCCUAGUUUGCAAUUUUACAGAGAGAGCAAAGUUAUAAUUCCAAUAUUA